CUUUUCCAGAUCAACUUUUCCCAAAAGGAAGAGAGAUACAACAGUAAAUACGGUUUGGUGGCCAUAAUUUAUUCAUCCUGCACACAUAUUAGAUUCUAGCAAUGCUGUCGUCCGCGUGGCGUAGCGUGUCCACCUCGGUGGAGACCAACUUGACCGCCGCCUAUUUCCGAGGUUCGUCCACUUUGCGGUGCCUCCAGCGGCUCGCGGCGGUUCCAUCUGGUGGCGGAUCCAUGCAGAGACGAUAUCUGGCUGUGCCCGUCUGUCCAAGUCUUGUCAAGCUUCAAAAGCUACGCAAAGUAGGAUUCAGAGGCAUGCACAGCACUUUGGAGGACGUUAAACUGGAGGGCAUGGAGAUCAAGAUCCUGCCGGCCCUGCAGGACAACUACAUGUACCUAAUUGUGGACACUAAGACCCGUGAGGCCGCCAUUGUGGACCCCGUGGAGCCAGAAUUAGUCAUUAAAACCGUCGAGGAGGAGAAGGUGACCUUGAACAAGGUCUUGACCACCCAUCAUCACUGGGAUCAUGCCGGUGGCAAUGAGAAGUUGGUCAAGCUAUGGCCCAAGGAGCUGGAGGUGUAUGGGGGAGACGACAGAAUCGGUGCCUUGAACCGCAAAGUGCAACAGGACGAUUCUCUCACCAUCGGCAAUCUAAAGGUGCGCUGCCUCUCCACCCCGUGCCACACCACUGGACACAUCUGCUAUCAUGUCACAACGGCCGAUGGCACUGGCGAGGGAGCCGUCUUUACCGGUGACACCCUCUUCCAGGGAGGCUGCGGUCGCUUCUUUGAGGGCACUCCCGAGGAGAUGUACGAGGCGUUGUGCACCAAGCUCUCCGCUCUUCCGGACAACACCAAAGUCUUCUGUGGACACGAAUAUACUCUACAAAACAUGAGCUUCGCUCGGCAUGUGGAGCCGGAUAAUGAGGUCAUCCAACAGCGCAUCGAGUGGGCCAAGCAUCGCCGAGCCUCUCAGGAUCCGACGGUGCCAUCCACCAUUGCCGAGGAAAAGACCUGGAAUCCGUUUAUGCGUGUCCAUGAGGCCGCUGUCCAGAAGCAUGCCGGCGGUGCUACCGAUCCGAUCAGUGUCAUGGGCACGCUGCGCAAGGAGAAGGACACCUUCAAAGCUUGAGCAUUUUUUUUAUCUCUUAAAUUUCAUUUUUUAGUCUUAAAUAUGUGAUUAUUGGAUUUAAACGGUUAAUAAAAUUUACUGUAUUUAUGG
Molecule: messenger RNA, 1217 nt
Organism: Drosophila bipectinata
Lineage: Eukaryota; Metazoa; Arthropoda; Insecta; Diptera; Drosophilidae
Gene: tzn
Product: tenzing norgay
Molecular function (GO): hydroxyacylglutathione hydrolase activity
Source: RefSeq, a predicted model, not a curated record